GAUGUGGGAAAUGAUUUUUAUAUCACAGAAACACAUCUGUGGAUGAUAGAAAGGCCGCUCUGUGUGCCAUUUUAAUUUUUAUUUCUUGGAUAUUAUUUAAGUUGAUGAAAGAGUAUAAAAUGCUGCGGGUGAAGUGAAUAAAAUGAAGAGGAGGAGGCAGAAAUGUGUCUUUGUGGCAGCACUUGUCGUCUGAUUGUUGGAUAACUGCUGCUGCUGCUGCGCUUCUGCUGGACAUGGAGCCGCUUUUAUUCUGGCUUUACAAAAGACGAGAAACGCGCGCGGUGGAUGAAUAUUUGAGUGAUUUCGGGGUGAUCUCCAGGCUUUCCUUUGAGCUCAAUGACAGGGGGAUCUGGAGGGAAAGGUGGAGGGAUGGAGAAUGCCAGUGAGCUCAAACCAACGCCUGUCAUCUACGGAGAGCUGUUGAACAUCUCCACCAACUACACCCAUGCCAAUUUCACGUCGAAAGAAGAGGAGAAGGACACUAGUGUGGCUUUCCAAGCGGGUCUAGCCGUGACCUUAGCCCUCAUAACUUUGGCCACCACGCUCUCAAACGCGUUCGUCAUCGCCACAAUUUACCAAUCCCGCAAAUUACACACGCCGGCAAACUUUCUGAUCGCAUCCCUGGCAGUCACGGACCUGCUGGUGUCCAUUUUGGUGAUGCCCAUCAGCGCGCUGUACACGGUCAGCCAAACCUGGACACUCGGGCAGGUGGUGUGUGACAUCUGGCUGUCCUCGGAUAUAACGUGUUGCACCGCGUCCAUACUCCACCUGUGCGUAAUUGCGCUGGACCGCUACUGGGCCAUCACGGACGCGGUGGAGUACUCCAAGAAGCGCACGAUGGGGCGCGCAGCCGGGAUGAUCGCCACCGCCUGGGUGAUCGCCAUCUCCAUCUCCCUGCCGCCUUUCUUCUGGCGCCAGGUGAAAGCAGAGGAGGUGACGAGCUGCAACGUGAACACCGACCACAUUUUCUACACCAUCUACUCCACCUUCGGCGCUUUCUACAUCCCCACGCUGCUGCUCAUCGCCCUGUACGGGAGGAUUUACGUGGAAGCCCGAAAGCGCAUCCUGAAGCAGUCCCACAACAAGCCGGGGAAGAGACUCACCUCGGCGCACCUGAUCACCAACUCCCCCGGCUCGGUGGCGUCCACAACCUCCCUCAACUACGGGACUAACGACACCUCUUCCUGUGACACUACCUCGUCCUCGAACGUGAACCAAGUCAAAGUCACUGUGUCCGACGCGCUGCUGGAGAAGAAGCGGAUCUCCGCCGCCAGAGAGAGGAAGGCGACCAAAACUUUGGGAAUAAUCCUGGGAGCCUACAUCAUAUGCUGGCUCCCGUUUUUCAUUUACACUCUUCUAGUGCCUGUCUGCGAGUCCUGCUUCCACCCGGAGUUAUUUGACAUUUUCACCUGGCUGGGUUACCUCAACUCUUUAAUCAACCCCAUUAUUUACACCAUGUCCAACGAGGACUUCAAGCAGGCUUUCCACAAACUAAUACGGUUUAGAUGCUGCAGGGCAUAAACGACGAUUACUAGCCAUAAUUACCACCCCUCCCACUCCCCUGCAAAUUCCAUCUCUAAUCACCUGUAUAAUGCCAGAAUCAAAUCAACCCCACCAUCACCCACUAAUAUUUCACUCCCCAGGUUUUCCCUGAGGACAGCAUAACAUCCAGAUUGUUUAUGAUAAUGUGGCUGCAGAAUGAGCUUAUACCUGAUAGAUGGUGCAGAGGACUGUGAAAAUGCAUUGACCUGCCAUCCAGUCUGCAUUGUAUUAUCUGAUGGCGCUGCGUAAUGAAUGGCUGCCGUUUCUCAACCAUUGGAAUUUCUUAAAGAAAAUAGCCAGCUGCUGUUGGCUCAAAGGAGAAAUGUCAGUGGGUGUUAUGAUAUAGAAGCUCUGUGACUGGUUUGCAGAUGAUAGUGUUGUUAUAAUGACUUGGAGAAAGCCCAUAGCCCCAGAUGCAGGGGCCCCGCCUGUACGUGCUGCACUGGACUGUAGCCUACAGACUCACUUUGCCAUAUGAGUUUGACAGUCAACGUCAGUUGGCUUGUAAGCACAAAACAGCUUAGGACUAAGCUACCAUGAGCCCCAAGGGCAAAAAAUAAGAUUUGUGUUUCAUUUUCCUGACUCAAUAAGGGGAAAUACUGGUGCCUACAACAAGUUUAGUUUAGUUCUUCAGACGUGCCUGGCCCAGAUGGAAAGAAAAGCAUGAUUUCAGUUUGAGGAAAAAGACACAGGUUUGGUUUAUUCUUGUGGCCAGUGUAUGUUGUUUGCUUUUCUUUUCUCGCUGUGACUGGUGUUCACUUUAAACAAGGCUUCAAAAUGAGUGUAAAUGUACGAAUCUGUAUGCAUCAGUGUGAUUUUUACAUUAAUUUGCUAAACAGUCUGGGUUUUGCCAAGUUGAAUGGGUAUCAUACUGUAAAAUAGUGCAAAAAGACGGACUCUGUGGGAAUGAAGAGCCAGUAUUGUGAAACCGAUUCUAUCUACCAGACCUCUUGUUAAAGAUGCAUUCUUAAUUGUUGAUAUUAGCUUUGAUGUUCCAUUUCAUAUCAGGCUAAACAA
Messenger RNA from Epinephelus moara (kelp grouper), 2559 nucleotides. Its product is annotated as 5-hydroxytryptamine receptor 1B-like. The record is from RefSeq and is a predicted model, not a curated record. Gene Ontology annotation, cellular component: plasma membrane. Gene Ontology annotation, biological process: regulation of behavior; vasoconstriction; bone remodeling. Lineage: Eukaryota; Metazoa; Chordata; Actinopteri; Perciformes; Serranidae. Gene Ontology annotation, molecular function: G protein-coupled serotonin receptor activity.